GUGUGUGUGUGUGUUGAGUUGAGUCUCUUGAGGUCAGUUUGAUCUUUUGAGGCUCUGUCUAGUUCCCGUCUUCUACUUACUUGGAGCUCUCCCUAAGUUAGUUCUCGCCCCCCAGGGCUCUCCUAGCCUUGCUAGGAGAGCCCCUGGCGUCCAGAUAGAAAUACAGGUCGGAGAGGCUCACGGCGCGUCUUCCAGGACAAUUUAAAUUUUGAUAUUGUCACUGGCGCGCCGCUCUCCGUCCUCCAUCCGCAGUGGGCUAGCUACCCCUCGGAUGUCGCCUCUACCAUCCUCAGCUUUUCAGCAACCAGAAAAUGGGCGACGUCGUCGCAGGCAGGAUCCCCCCCGCAGAAGCGAUUCUCUACUAAAAUUCGCUUCGUGGAAUGUCAGAACUCUCGUGAAUGCUGACGGCCCAAUCGAAACUGCUGCGUCUGGACAUAGAGUAGUCGAGGACAGGAAGAUCAAUACUGUCAUAAAUGAGCUGAAGAGACUCGACAUCGAAGUGGCUGGACUUCAGGAAUCGAAGUGGUUUGGAGCUGAGAUCUACAAUGUCGCGGAUUCGAUCGUAUUGUCGUCUGGACGUCCCGUACCAUCUGAAAAUUUCAAACGCGGAGAAGGAGUCUGCAUCGUCCUGAGAGGCCGUGCACGGAACGCUUUCUCGGCAGGAGGAAACCAAUGGACGGCGGUAUCGUCGAGAAUUGCACAAUGCAAGUUGAAGUUCGUCCACCACGGAAACAAAAACACCUGGAUCAAUGUGAUUGCAUGCUACGCUCCAACUUUCAGAUCAAGUAGGGAGUCCAAAAAUGAAUUUUUUGCAUCCCUGCAAGCGAGCGUAAACUCAGUGCCACCAAGUCAACAAUUGAUUAUCCUUGGCGACUUCAAUGCACGGGUUGGUCUCAUCCAGAGUGCUGAUCCAUGGUAUGGGACUUGUGGAGAUAAUGGGAUAGGGGAAACGAACCACGCUGGACUGGAACUGCUCCAGUUCUUGACAUGCAACAGCCUCACUGUGUGCAACACCUGGUUUGCCAAGAAGCGUAUCCACAAGUAUACAUGGCAGCACCCACGGUCGAAGAAGUGGCACUGUAUCGAUUAUGCCAUUGUCAGGCGGCAAGAUCUGCUAGCCUGCACAGACUGCCGCGUUAUCCGUAGUGCGGAGUGUAGUACCGACCACAAUCUUGUAUGCUUAUCGUUCUGUCUGUCGUACACCGUCAACUUUCGCACCGGAGUAGCACGGCGUUCACGCUUUAAUAUCCAAGCUCUCAUGACCCGCCCUGGUAUGACCGACGAACAAUCUAAUGCCGUGCAGGCUACUCGGCUCCAAUUCGCCUCCGGUGUGCAACACCAUCUGCAAUCAUCUGGGCCAGCUGAUACCGUUGAUGCCAAGUGGUCGGCAUACAAAUCUGCCUUGACCUCCAGCGCUGAGGCACACCUGGGCAAACCCGUUCGACUACAACCAGACUGGUUCCUAGCAGCAGCAGACAUCCUCCAACCUCUUUUUGCUGAGCGCACACGCCUCCAUCAACAGUGGCAUCAAUCAGAGCUGCCAGCGGACCACCGCCGCUUCCUCGAUGUCCGAGGUAGAUGUCGUACCGCAGUUGGUGCAGCGAAGAGUGCAUGGUUGGAGCAGAGAGCUAGCACUGUGGAGCGUGGCAAAUUUAGUGGUAAGCACGUUUGGUCCGCCAUCCGAGACAUUCAACGGUGCUAUUCAGGACUCCGAUCCGUCACCAUCCAUCCGGUCCGUAAUGCUGAGGGCAUAGUUUGCACGUCUUUGGAGGAGCAGGAAGACUGCUGGUCCACUCACUUCUCGAACUUGCUCAAUGUCCCCAGUACCUUCAAUGCCUCCACCGUUGCUAACAUCCCUCAACGUGAGCCUGACGAGUCUCUGGCAGUCACACCAACAAUGGAAGACCUUGUCGUCGCCAUCAGACACCUUGCAAAUGGCAAAGCUGGAGGUUCCUCGCGUAUAGUCCCCGAGCUUGUGAAAGCAGGUGGCCAUGAUUCCCUGGACGCAUUGCUGGAUCUCGUCCAACUUGCUUGGACGACGGCCACUGUUCCGCAGGAAUGGCGCGAUGCCGAGUUGGUUCCUGUUCCCAAGAAGGGCGACCUGUCCAAAUGUGAUAAUUGGCGGGGUAUUGCCCUUCUUGAUGUUGUUGGCAAGGUGUGUGGCCGCAUGAUUCAAGAUCGCCUGCAGUUGUUGGCUGAGUCGGAACUCCCAGAGUCCCAGAGCGGCUUUCGGCCAGGCAGGGGCUGUGUUGAUGCCAUCUUCUCGCUCCGCCAGCUAAUCGAGAAAGCAUACGAACAUCGUCAGCAGCUCUUCUGUGUGUUUGUGGAUUUGAAAAAGGCGUACGAUUCUGUACCACGCGCUGCUCUCUGGGUGGCCUUGGGCCGACUUGGGGUCCCGCAACAGCUAGUGGCCCUGAUUAAGGCUUUCCACACCUCUACCUCUGCCUCGGUCCGAGUUGGCAACUCCACCUCUGAUGAGUUCCCUGUGGUUAAUGGUCUCCGACAAGGAUGUGUCAUGGCACCCGUUCUCUUUAACCUGUACUUCGGGGCGGUUGUUGAGACAUGGCGUACCCGACUAAAGGAUGCAGGUCGUAGUCACUCUGUCAGCAUCCAGUUUUCCAUCGAUGGCCAACUCUACCCCCGCUCAUCAUCGCGCAGGGCUGGCGAGUCACUGUCUGUUAGUGACCUGGAGUAUGCUGAUGAUGCCGUUCUCGUGUCUGAAUGCCGUAGUGAUGCUGAGUUUGGUGUGGAGCUCUUCUGUAGUGUUGCCCGAGAAUUUGGACUAACUGUGAGCAUCGCCAAGACGAAGAUCAUGACGGCGGGCCAUGGGGUCUCUGCUGAAGACUCGGCUGACAUCGUUCUCCCCCUUGGCACUAUCGAAGCCGUGCCGAAGUUCACCUACCUAGGAUCCAUAGUGACCCCUGACAGUCGUUCUUCAUCCGACAUCAAGCGCCGUAUUGCCGAAGCCUCAAAAGCCUUCGGAGCCCUCCAGAAGGUAUUCACUGACAGAUCUCUGUCCCUCUCUAGUAAACGCCACCUGUACAUGGCCUGCGUUUCCUCAAUAUUACUGUAUGGCGGAGAGUGUUGGACCCCACUCCAACGGGAUAUCAGAAGUUUGGAUAAAUUCCACCAUCAAUGCAUCCGGACUGUCCUCAGCAUCACCAAGCCUCGUCAGUGGUCCGAGCGGCUGUCAUCCACAGACCUGCGGAACCGUUGGGGAGACCCAGUACUGAUGUCUACACGCCUCCGCAAUCGGCGUCUGGAAUGGACUGGGCACGUUGCGCGUAUGGAUGAGGAUCGCACCCCCCUCCAACUCCUCUUUGGGUGGCUACCUGUGCCUCGGCCGUUUUGUGGUCCCCGGCGACGGUGGAAAGACACGGUGAUGACCGACCUCAAGGUUGCACUGCAACAGCCAUCUCAGUGGUUCAUCCUUGCUCAGGACCGCCAACAGUGGAGGGAAGUACGGGUUGCCCCUCAGUCGAGUUCCACCAUGCCCAAGUCUGUGCAUUGCGCAGUGUGUGACCGGAACUUCUCACGGGUCUCAGAUAGAACGCGGCACAAGUGCACCACUCAGAGACGGCUUCCCAUCCAGCUCCAGCGUGGAUCAGUGCAAUGCCAGAACUGCCAGAGGUGGUUCCGCAGCAAGGGUGGCUACUCUGUUCAUCGAUGCCAGCCUGUCACGAGUUCUCCUACACCAACAGUCAGUCUGUCUGUGCCACUUUCAGCUUGUUGCCAGCAGCACUGCCCAACAUGUCAGCGAUGCUUCCGUUCUGCGGCCGGGUUCAAGCGUCACAACUGCAAUCGUGGUGCGAGACCAUCUGCUGCUGAGAGAGCAGCUCUGCCCCUCAGCUGCCCACGUUGUAAACGCAAUUUCCGCCGGCAGCAGGAUCUAGCCAGACAUUCGCGGUCCUGCUUGUGAUCCGUGUCCCGUUUUCUGGUCCCCUUUCCAUAGGGGUGACACUUGCCCCUCUGGGCAGUCAUGCUGCUAGUAGUAGUAGUAGUAGUGUGUGUGUGUGUGUGUGUUGCGGGUUCGAUUCCCGACGAUUAUGGUCACACACGUCUUUCUUCUCUUUCUCAGACUCUUCCUGACUUUUCUUUCAUUCUCCUGGGUGGUUACCAACAGCCAGUGUAUGCCGGAGUAUGCGGUGUGGUGUGUGUAGAAAAAAUGGAAAAAUGAAAAAUAGGGAUUCACUGGCCAGAAAAAGUCACUUCAAACAGCUGUGUGGUGGAUACCAGGCUAAAAAUAGUGGCGGUCAAUUCAUCAGCCUUGCAAGCUGUUGAAUGGUGUAAUCCCAGCACAAGUUGCUAUGUCUAACACAGCUGUUCGCUAUCAUCGCUUCCGCGAUGGGCAUGUCUGAGGUCUGAGGUCUGAGGUGUGCGCACGUGCGU
This is a messenger RNA of Sycon ciliatum, 4389 nucleotides long. RefSeq lists its product as uncharacterized. The transcript has 2 exons. The coding region runs from base 272 to 3919 and encodes 1215 amino acids. The record is from RefSeq and is a predicted model, not a curated record. NCBI's taxonomy places the organism in Eukaryota, Metazoa, Porifera, Calcarea, Leucosolenida, Sycettidae.